CCGUUUUACCAACCUACCCACUGGGUAUACCCAAAAUUCCCCCAGAUUUCAUUUCCGGAUCAGAAUAUCCAUUUUCCUCACGACUCUGUAAUCCGUAUCCUAUUCUACCGCUUUUCGGACCCUCCGAUCGGAUCCUUCCCUGUUAGCAUCACCGAUUUCUCUCAUCCAGCGCCAGAAACCUCAGCUUCAGAUCCGGAUUCUUUUUCUCGAUCCAUUGAAUGCAGAUAUAAAUGCUUAAUAAGUAAGUCCUUGCUAUGGAAAUUCCUGUUGAGACUCCUGCUAAGAAGACGAAGAGGUUGACGUCUGUAGUGUGGAAUCAUUUUGAAAGAGUUAGGAAGGGAGAAAUAUGUUAUGCUGUUUGUGUACAUUGUAAGAAGAAGCUUAGUGGAUCGAGUAACAGCGGAACAACUCAUUUGCGGAAUCAUUUGCUAAGGUGUUUGAAGAGAUCCAACUAUGAUGUUUCUCAGAUUCUAGCUGCUAAGAGAAAGAGAAAGGAUACUGCUGUUAGCCUUACAAAUUUCACAUAUGAUGAAGUGCCAAGAAAAGAUGAAAUUAUCACCCCCAUUGCUUACAGAAUUGAUCCAGAACCGCGAAAAGAAGAACCUAGUCAGGCUGUCAGCCUGGCAAGUGCUAAAUUUGAUCAAGAGCGUAGUAGACUGGAUCUUGCCCGUAUGAUAAUGUUACAUGGUUACCCACUAGCUAUGGUGGAGCAUGUUGGAUUUAAAAUAUUUGCGAAGAAUUUGCAACCCCUGUUUGAUGUUGCGAGUAAUAGUGCCACUGAACUUGAUUGUAUGACAAUAUACGGGAAGGAGAAACAGAAGGUUUAUGAACUGGUACAUAAUCUGCAUUCCAGGAUCAGUCUUGCCAUUGAUAUGUGGUUUUCAUCAGAAAAUGCAAGAUAUAUGUCUUUGACAGCUUACUAUGUUGAUGGGGACUGGAAGCUACAGAAGAAGAUACUGAACUUCAUUACUUUGGAUCCUUCUCAUACAGAUGACAUCCUUUCUGAAGUUGUUAUCAAAUGUCUGACAGAAUGGGCUGUUGAAAGGAAAUUAUUUUCCAUGACAUUUGAUGAUUGUUUUGCGUAUGAUGAUAUGGUCUUCAGGAUUAAGGAUUGGCUGUCUCAAAACAAACCUCUUCUGAAAAAUGGUGAAUUGUUUGAUGUACGCUGUGCAGCACAGGUUCUGAAAUCUAUCGUUCAAGAUGUCAUGGAAGCACUUCGAGAUGUGACGGAUAAAAUCCGAGAAAGCAUUAGGCAUGUUAGAAGUUCACAAACAACACUAGGAAAAUUCAAUGAGUUCUCUCAGCAGAUUGGGAUUAGCACAGACAGGCAUCUAGUUGUUGAUUGCCCAAUGCAGUGGAACUCAACUUAUUUGAUGCUUGAAGCAGCAGUAGAAUACAAGGGAGCAUUCUCUCUCCUACAAGAGAACGACCCUUCCUAUAUGACAGCUCUAUCUGAAACAGAGUGGGAGUGGGCAAGUGCUGUUACUGGUUAUAUGAAACUUUUCCUUGAAGUUACCAAUGUUUUUGUUGGGUGCAAAUAUCCUACUGCAAACAUGUACUUUCCAGAGCUAUGUGAUAUUCACAUUCAAUUGAUAGAAUGGUGCAAGAGUCCUGAUGAUUUUCUAAGUUCUAUUGCAGUGAAGAUGAAAUCCAAGUUUGACAAGUACUGGAAGAAGUGCAGUUUGGCGGUGGCAAUAGCUGCAAUCCUAGAUCCCAGAUUCAAGAUGAAGUUGGUGGAGUACUAUUAUCCUCAGAUUUAUGGUAGUGAUGCUGUGGGUCACAUCAAGGAGGUUUCCAAUGGUAUCCGGGGACUUUUCAGUGAGUAUGCCGUAAGCUCGUCUUCGGUGGAUCAAGAUUCUGCUCUGCCUGAUGGUAGCUUGCCUAGUACUAUUAAUGGAACUAGAGAUCGACUGAGAGGAUUUGACAAGUUCCUUCAUGAAACUUCAAUAAGUCAGAGCAUGAUAUCCGACCUUGACAAGUAUUUAGAGGAACCAGUCUUUCCACGUAACAAUGAUUUCAACAUAUUGAAUUGGUGGAAGGUUCACACCCCAAGGUAUCCCAUCUUGUCCAUGAUGGCUCGUGAUGUUCUGGGGCUACCUGUUGCCACGCUUGGACGAGAUCUGGUAUUUAGCAACAGAGGUAGAGUGCUUGAUCAUCAUCGUAGUUCGCUCAAUCCAGACACUCGAGAAGCUUUAGUAUGUGGCCAAGAUUGGUUGCGCGUGGAAUCAGAAGAAAACCAAGUUUCCUUGAGCCAUCCUGCUGUAUCACUUUUCAUUGAAGCAAAGUAAGAUGAUGAUGAUGGUUGUCAAAUGAUGACCAAGCAAGCUAACAGGUGUCAAAUUAUUUUGAUGCUUAUGCUGGCAUAGAGACCGAGCAUUAGUUUCCAGUUGUACGAGCAUUCUUACUGGCACGGGUUUAUAUGUUGAAGGAAAUUAUCAAAACUGUGUCACAUCAUUCAUAUCGACAAGAAGUGGGAGCUGGCAGAUGCUAUACUAAAGACAGCCAGUUAAAUUUACUGCUAGUAUGUUAAGCUGAACCAGAAAAAUUUUCUUCUUUUUAGGGGAUUUCUUUUAUGUGUCAAUCCGUGCUGGGGAAUGUUACAAAUAAUGCAGGAGAGAAAUUAAAAUAUAAAACAGCUAUUUUUUAUGACAAGUUGGUUUAAGGGCUAACAUUUUUAGUA
Coffea arabica (coffee) is the source of this 2680-nucleotide messenger RNA. Lineage: Eukaryota; Viridiplantae; Streptophyta; Magnoliopsida; Gentianales; Rubiaceae. The record is from RefSeq and is a predicted model, not a curated record.